Caenorhabditis elegans is the source of this 2685-nucleotide messenger RNA. It is a transcript of the gene elac-2, whose product is annotated as Zinc phosphodiesterase ELAC protein 2 homolog. NCBI's taxonomy places the organism in Eukaryota, Metazoa, Nematoda, Chromadorea, Rhabditida, Rhabditidae. The transcript is spliced from 7 exons. The record is from RefSeq and is marked reviewed. Gene Ontology annotation, cellular component: mitochondrion; nucleus. Bases 18 to 2519 code for a protein of 833 amino acids. Gene Ontology annotation, molecular function: 3'-tRNA processing endoribonuclease activity.
CUGAAAGCUCGAAGCUGAUGCUCGGAGCGAUUGCGAGGAAAACUGUAGAGAAUCGGAUUCUAGUUUCUCGUCACUUGAUUUCUUCAACCAGCUGCUUAUUUAAGGAUAAUAACGAAGAAUUAUUAGAAAGUAUCAAGGAGAGAAUUGCCAGAAAUCGCCGAAUUCUUCAGAAGCAUUCGUCUUCACAUUUGAAAGCUCGAGAAGUAAACGCAAGCAUCUCAAAUCUGCGACAAUCAAUGGCGGCAGUGCAGAAGAAACAAAAAGCGGCUCACGAACCACCGGCCAACUCAAUUGUCAACAUUCCCAGUCAAGUAUCGAUCGAAGUUCUCGGUAAUGGAACAGGACUUCUCCGAGCAUGCUUCAUCCUUCGAACACCACUGAAAACCUACAUGUUCAACUGCCCUGAGAAUGCAUGCAGAUUCCUGUGGCAGCUUAGGAUCCGAAGUUCAAGCGUCGUUGAUCUUUUCAUCACAUCUGCAAAUUGGGAUAAUAUUGCUGGAAUUUCAUCAAUUCUACUUUCUAAGGAAUCAAAUGCAUUGUCUACUCGACUUCAUGGUGCAAUGAAUAUCAAACACUUUUUGGAAUGUAUUCGACCAUUUCAAGAUUCGGAUUACGGUAGCUGCAAGUAUCCAUCUCAAGUUGAAGAACGUCCAUAUACAAUGGAGAAUUAUGAGGAUGCCGGAUUAAAGGUCACAUAUAUUCCUCUGAGUCCACCGUUGAAUAUCGGAAGUAACAACGAAAAAAGUAAAAAUGUGAAAGUCAACAAUGUAGACAUUGCAUUUUUAAUCGAAAUGAAGGAGGCAGCCAGACGAAUCGAUACGAUGAAGUUGAUGGAACUGAAAGUACCGAAAGGUCCACUAAUUGGAAAACUGAAAUCAGGAGAAGCAGUUACUCUUCCAGAUGGAAGGACGAUUCAACCUGAUCAAGUUUUCUCAUCGGAUAAAGUUGAAGGAGACAAGCCACUGCUUUUAGUGACAGAAUGUACUACAGAGGAUCAUGUGAAAGCACUGAUAGACUCAUCAUCACUGCAACCAUUUUUGAAUGGGGAAAAACAGUUGGAUUAUAUGGUUCAUAUCAGUGAUGAUGCAGUAAUCAAUACUCCAACCUACAGACAUUUGAUGGAGAAGCUCAACAAUCCCAGUAUCACUCAUUUGCUGAUCAAUGGAGGGAAUCCUGUGAUUCCAGCUGUGGAAAGUGUCUAUAAACACACUCGCCUUCUUCGAUCAAUUGCUCCAUCUCUCUUCCCAGCUCUUCACCCAAUUGAUUGGAGUGGAAUUAUAACUCAAAAUGAGGAGCUAUCACAACGACAGGAUCAAUUCAUUCGAGUGGCUCCAAUGCAACGAUAUUGGAUGCGCCGAGGAGCUUCGUUCAACGAGGAGCCCAUCGUCAACAAUUUGCUAGCUGCUGAGCCAGAGCUGUCGGAUAAAGCGAAGGAAUUGAUUAAGGAAUAUCAGAAGUUGGAGAAGGAGAAUAAAAUGGACUGCGAAUUUCCGAAAUUAACAUUCUUCGGAACUUCGUCCGCGGUUCCAUCAAAAUAUCGAAAUGUGACAGGAUAUCUGGUGGAAGCAUCAGAGAACAGUGCGAUUUUAAUUGAUGUUGGAGAAGGAACAUAUGGACAAAUGAGAGCAGUUUUUGGAGAAGAUGGUUGUAAGCAGCUUCUGGUAAAUCUCAACUGCGUCCUUAUCACUCACGCUCAUCAGGAUCAUAUGAAUGGGCUGUACACAAUUAUUGCACGGAGAAAAGAAGCUUUCGAGUCCCUCGGAGCCCCUUACCGUCCACUAGUCCUUGUAUGCAAUCGGAAUGUUCUGAAACCAAUGAAGACCUACUCAAUUUGCUUUGAAAACAUUGAGCAUCUCCUCGAAAUUGUUGAUAUCUCCAGGUAUCCACUAACACCUCCCGGGAGCCCUGGAGGGCCUCCUGGAAAAAGACCGAGACUUCCGAGCCCACAUCUCCCGCCGAGCAGAGAUGUUCUACAGGAUAUGUCGAGCAGUUUCGAUAAAAAGGCAUGGAAGCUGGAUGAGCUGAAGGCUGUACAAGUUCAUCAUACAAGAAUGGCAAAUGGAUUUGUGAUGAGAGUUGCUGGAAAACGAAUUGUAUUCUCUGGAGAUACGAAACCAUGUGAUUUGUUGGUUGAAGAAGGAAAAGAUGCUGAUGUUCUUGUUCAUGAAUCCACUUUUGAAGAUGGUCAUGAGGCUGAUGCAAUGAGAAAACGUCAUUCAACAAUGGGUCAAGCAGUCGAUGUUGGAAAACGAAUGAAUGCCAAGCACAUUAUUCUGACACAUUUCAGUGCGAGAUAUCCAAAAGUACCAGUUCUUCCUGAAUAUCUUGAUAAGGAAAAUAUUGGUGUGGCGAUGGAUAUGUUGAGAGUUCGAUUCGAUCAUUUACCACUUGUUUCGAAACUUCUUCCCAUUUUUAGAGAAGUAUUCGUGGCGGAACUAUUCGAAUUAACCAUCAAAAAAGAACAACGGGUUUUGAAAGACAAGGAAUUGUCUGAAAAGCGAGGUCAAUUAAAGGCUUGAGUGACUGGCCACAUUCAACAUUAAUUCACUUUUCAUCCAGUUAUUCACGUUUUUAGUUCAUUGUUACUUUUGUUUUCAUUUUCUUGUUUUGUUGUCAAGGUUUUUUUCUCGGAAAGUUUUGGAACAAAAAAUUUUUGGUUCCAGCAAUAAAAAUUUAUAUGGUACU